Molecule: messenger RNA, 8421 nt
Organism: Athalia rosae (coleseed sawfly)
Lineage: Eukaryota; Metazoa; Arthropoda; Insecta; Hymenoptera; Athaliidae
Exons: 15
Coding region: 202-6609 (2135 amino acids)
Biological process (GO): positive regulation of protein targeting to membrane; positive regulation of vesicle fusion; intracellular protein transmembrane transport
Cellular component (GO): plasma membrane
Molecular function (GO): calcium-dependent phospholipid binding; calcium ion binding
Source: RefSeq, a predicted model, not a curated record
UAUUUACCCGAAUAUCUACGUGGUUACGCUGAUUUUAGCAUCUUUCUGCUUCUUUGACGUUGCGCACAGUGAUCAGCUUGCAAGAUUAAAGGGACUAAACGAUAAGCUGUCUGCACUUCGUCUGCUUGCUGUCUGCUUUUCGUCUGCUCAGUGAUUUGGAACCUUUUUUUGGAGUGCUAAUCCUGAUGACUAUCAGCCAAAAUGCCAGGGAAAGUGAAAGUAAAAAUACUGGCAGGUCGGAACCUGCCAGUGAUGGAUCGUUCUAGUGAUACAACAGACGCUUAUGUUGAGAUAAAAUUCAGUAAUACUACCUACAAGACAGAUGUGUGUCGUAAGUCUUUGAACCCUCAGUGGAACUCAGAGUGGUACAGGUUCGAAGUAGAUGAAGCAGAGCUGCAAGAUGAACCCUUGCAGAUCAGGCUCAUGGAUCAUGAUACUUAUUCUGCCAAUGAUGCUAUCGGCAAAGUUUACCUCGAUUUGAAUCCUUUGCUUCUACCUGGGACCCCACUACCUGUAAAAAAUAUGUGGACUCUUGAAGCUUCCAUGAGUUCCAGUUCUGGUACUCAAGGAGGCUCCGUAAUGACUGGGUGGAUCCCAGUUUACGACACUAUGCAUGGAAUACGUGGUGAGGUGAACAUUAUUGUGAAGGUUGAGUUAUUCUCAGACUUCAACAAGUUCAGACAAUCGUCAUGCGGGGUCCAAUUUUUCUGCUCGCCUAUUAUACCACACGGAUAUCACGCACAAGUGAUUCAUGGUUUUGUCGAAGAAUUGGUUGUCAAUGAUGACCCCGAAUAUAAAUGGAUUGACAAAAUUCGAACCCCUAGAGCAUCGAACGAAGCUCGACAAACUCUGUUCUUCAAACUGAGUGGAGAAGUUCAAAGAAAAAUUGGAUUGAAGGCCUUAGAUCUUGGGGGUAACGCAGUCAUCGGAUAUCAUCAGUGCUUUGAUCUAGAAGGAGAAUCUGGAAUAGUUGCUAGAGGAAUCGGCACUGCUGUUAGUCUGGUUAAAAUGCACGAUGUGUCUAGCGUGCCUGUGGAGAAUAUGACUGCUGAAGAGCUUGCACUGCUUGGAUUACCCCGUAAACUGAGUUUCGAAUGCCUUGACGUAGACGAGAGUGUACCCCUGCUUUCUCGCUCCCCCGAACCCAGCUCUAUUCCUUUUUUCUCUGGAUUCCAAUCGACCAGAGUCAGCACUAAGUUUCCUGGCUACGGAAAAAAUUUGAAGAAACGUCCAAAGCCGAUGGUCGUUGUUCCAAAUUAUCGAUCUGCUGGCUCAAGUAUUAAAAUGCUCAGACAAAUGUCACAACAGCCGAGCUAUGGCAAUUUCCGUAGAAGCUUCGAUUCAAGUCUCUCAUUGUCAGAGGACCACGCCGACGAAAUGUCUCUGAGGUCGAUCCUCGCGCAAGAAGAUAUGCGGGGUGAAGCUACUGGCAACAGGUUUUCCAGGGGUUUGAAAAAUCUACGGUACCUGCCACAGAAUAUGCUCUCCAAAAGAGUAAACCAAAUAAGGGCCAGAUUUUCAGACACUUAUGAUGACCAAGAAAGUGAUCUGGAUAGCAGCUUUUCAAGCGCUUGGUCGCUCAGCUCCGAAUCAGUGAGAUCUUCGAUUUCAGAUCUCUACUCUCUAGGAAGAAAUAAGAAGAAUACACAUAAAAGGAAUUCCAGCGAUGGAAUCGCCGCACUCCUCAUCAGAUCGGUCCAUGCAGGACUUGCCCUUGACAGUGUAAUGGAAGACCACGAGACUCCGGCGCCAUCGCCCAGUAGAAUUAUAGAUUCUUCGGAAGUAGAAGAUGCAGAUUCGAAGACAGAUGAACAAAAAAGCUGUCGGCGAAAGGGUAUGAAAGAGGACGGCGAUGCCGGACAGCUUUCCGCGUCAAAAAAGUUUGCUCAGGAUUUAGCUAAGGGCAUCAGGAUUUCUAUUUCUACCUCAGAAUCGGAAACUGAGAGUUCCGAGGAAGAACCUUCGGAAUCCAGCACCAAUUACAACAUUCUCGACGACUCAUUGACUACCGGAGAACCCCGGACUUCUUCAACGGUGGCUGUAGAUCAUCCAGAUUCUAAAGGGACGAAAGAUGCAAAUCAGGGAAAUUUUUUUAAUUACGAAGGAACUCUGAGCGGAGAGAAAAAAAAUGUUUCUGCAUCCAGUGAGCCGAGUUCAUCGAGCGGCGAGAGUCGAGGAUCGGAUAUUUGGUUCGAUAAAAGAAAUUCUAACGAAGAGGCAGAACUGCUUCCUCAAAAUGAUCCAACGUUUGUUAAGAACUUUGGAAUUCUGGAUAUCCCGCAGGUCGAGUUAGCGAACGAUUCUAAUUCCAGCCGCGAUUCAAUCGGAUCCAUUGCUCGGGAAAUUAUCGGUGGGAUGGAAUUGACGGAAAUAUCUAACGGCGACACGAUCGCGAUCACAUCAAGUAUGACGGCGAAGCAAACGGAGUUCCUCGAAAGGCAGGAGCACUUCGAUGACCUCGAGGACUCUAAACCCGCAGCGGCUAGCACUCCGACCGAGGAGAAAGGAUGCGAUAACUUUUUUCCAGAUGUUAAUCCUUGGGCGGAAGUGAAAACCGCGAAUCUGCAGAGAUCGGUGAGCCUCAAUGAAAGAGCUACCGGGAAAUUUACAACCCCGUGCACGAUUGGACUGAAAAAAAAGUCCGAGUCAUUUAAGACUGAGCCGAAAAGAAAAUUGAGCAUUUUCAGAACCCUAAACUUAUCGCCGAGUCCGGGUAGACGCAAUCUUGGUAGCAGGGAAUCGCAAGGAGAGGGUAAGUUCCUCGACGAUUCUCCACCGAAGUUGAAUGAAAUUUCUACCCUUGGCGAAACUACGCGAAAGAAUGCUCCAGCGAAAGAAGCCAACAGAAACAUUCUACCCAGAAAUCAGGAUAAAAUUAAAAACUUCGUUUCGCGCGGGGAGAAGUCAUCGGAAAAACGAGAAAAGUCAUCGAGAAAAGUGGAAAGGAAUGAGACCGUCAUUUACCGCGGAGCACAAAAAGAUUUGCAGAGGACAUCAGUUGUGUCGGGGGAAAAAGAAGUUACCGAAAGGGUUCUCUCAACGCCGCAGACUUUGCCGAAGCCGAAACCGAUUUCCAUCGUAGUCGCAGCUCCAUCGGUAGAAGAUGAUCACCGUCACCUUGCGGUACCUUUAUUAAAAGUAACGGACGCGAAUACUAGAAGUAAUUUCACUAACGAAGAGUCCGAAAGCUCAAGUGAAAGGAUGCAGCGUCUAUCUUCCGUUUCCGAAUCAAAUCUAGAGGCAGAGAGAUCUCGUCAUCAUAAACAUAAGCAGCAGUGCAUGCUUGAACUGAUUAAAAUAAUCGACACUAAAAUGCUCGUCCACUCAGCGGUCAGUCACAAUGGAAAGGAUUCAUCGAAGAGCAAAAAGCGAAGAAAGGACAAGGUGGCCGCGAGCUUGAGUCCCUCGCCGGAUUCGCUCCGGAAGUUACGAACUCGGAGGAAAAAAUCCAGAUCAAAAUCACCAGAAGUCUCUUCUCUGCAAAGUUACGGAACCGGCUCUUCUAUCACCCGACUGAAUUGCUCCUCAGUUUCCUCAGGAUCCCGGCAUGCCCUACCCAUUGCUUCUGAUCCAAAUAGUAACGAAGCAGCUGUUACAGUCGAUAGGGAAAAGCACCCCGAUGCAUUUUCAGAUAUGAAUGAAAAUUCUCCGACCGUUCGUAAUUCUGGAAGCUUGGAUGUAGUCGGGAACAAUUGUAACACCUCGGAAGAGUCGAAUCCGCCUCGGGACGUUGGAUUUCCUAGUAUUUGUUUGCACGUCGAGGAAUAUGACCCAGAAGGCUCUUCCGAGGUUGACGAUAAUCGCGAAAUCGCCGCUGAAUCGUUAGCUUCAAAACCAUUAAGGGAAUGCCUCCCUGUCGAUCAUAAUGAUUAUGACAAUAAUAGUGUGUCUAACGUAGAAUUGCGUGAUUUUGAUUACCGAUUAGAAUCUUCUCGUUCGGAUAAACGUUGUAUCACUAACGUUAGUAAUCAGUUAUUAACGCCGAAUAAAUUGACCAUCGUCUCGGUGGUGCGCAAAAGCCACAGCGAGUGUAACUUGAGGGAGGUGCAAGACGAUGUUAAUAUUACUAACUCUACUAAUACCGCUAAUAAAACUGACAACUCGUGUGUGCCUUGCUAUCCCGAUCCUCCUAGGCACCAGACGGAAGGAGGCGCCCUGCCCGCUACCCCCAGCCCGGCGCCCCCAACGACGCCACAACCCCCGGGCUUAGCCACAAAAAUGUCAAAGUCACCCGUUUCUAAGGCCAAUACGGCUGUACCGAUACACAGGAGAUCCAGUGACUCUGAUCUCAGUAUUACGCCGAAAGGUAACUCAUUAACCGGAAGCGACAGGUCUUCUAUGGGGGGUUACCUAAGACCCGUCCCUGCGGUCGUUAGACCGAUGAACCAGGAAGCACUUGACAUGCUAGAAUACCCGUUCAUUACCAUGCAGCAAUACCCACCCGGCUUUAUACUUCAUUUAGGCGGUACCGUUAGCGCGAGGUCCGUAAAACUUCUAGAAAGAAUAAGUAACCUGGAAGAACCGGAAAGUCGGGAUGCAUGGUGGACCGAAAUUCGCAUGGAAGUUCGAUCUCACGCGAGAGCCCUCGCCUGCAACGUUGUCCUUGGAUAUCGAGAGGAAACUAGCAUAUGCGACGACGUCUGCGUUUUAAGUGCAGCUGGUACAGCGGCGGUAAUAAAUUUACAAAACACAUCGCAGGAACUAGAAAAUCCUAUGAUAAGUCGUAUGCACCCCAGAGAAAUUACGACAACGUCACUGGAUAGAACAGAUUUCGAGAGGGAGAAAGCUCAACAAAGUAAAACGGCCUCGGCUGCCGCUACGAAGAAUGAAAAAAGUGACAAAAAUGAGAAAGCUGAGAAGGCUGACAGAGCGGAGAGACUCGAUAGGAGUGAGAAAAAUGAUAAGAAUGACAAAAACGAAGAAGCUGUAGCCCGUGAUGUGAACGGGGAAACUAAUAAAGGCAAACAAUCGGAAACUGAACAUUCAACGCCACAUCUUCUUUCGAUUCCGACGAGCACUUGCAGCGUUUGUCACCUACCGUAUAGCGAAAAUAGCGUACCUUUUAGGGUGAAAGUACUAAAAUGCGCCAUUUGUAGACGAGGAAAAGUUCCCGACAUUCUCUUCACUACCAUCGAACUCCCUGAAAGUAUUCCAAUAAUCGGAAGGGGUUGCUUCGUGCAGGCGACCGUAUGUAGACCGAAAAGGGAUCUCAGGGGUGAACUGAACGCCAAGGAAAUUUCGGACGGUCUCCCAUUCCUCGAAUACGAGCUGCACAGUCUCCUGUUGAAUAAAAUCAAGGUCAAAAGUAUGAACGCCUUGUUCGGUUUGAGAGUGCAGGUCUCCAUCGGAGAAAGACUCCUCAUCGGAAUGGCAACUGGUACUGCAGUUUAUUUAGCACCCCUUCCAACCCCCGCAGUUCCGAAAGUAACAGCGGGAAACUCUUGGAACGACGAACAGAAAUUGGCUGACAUUCAAAAAUCCCUGAUCGACACCGUCAAGAAGAACCGAGAAUUUUAUCAGCUAAAAUCUUUAACGGAUUCGGAAAAUGGUCGUACGGCUACUUCCGAUACGGAUGACUCGGAAGAGGAAAUGCCGGAAAUUGAUUUGGGCGUAGGCAAUAAAGACGCGUGUGUCUUGGAGGUCGACGAUAUGGAGGAGGUCGAUAAAAUUUCAAUGCUCAUGGAGAGCAGACCACCUGAAGGUUUCCACGUCGUCAAUACUCAGACAAUCCCGGGCCUCGAAGACCUCGAGAUCGUUAGAAACCUUCAAAUGUUCACUCAGCUAUGGCGCGCUAAAAUACCCGUCGGUCAGCCUGCCUCGGUGUCUACGAAAUAUUUUGGAAGAUUGUUACAGAGCGUCUAUUUUAAAUUGAGAAAAAUGGUACCCUGUGCUCUUUGCGAUCUCCAAUUCAAAGUGGAACUUCCGGAACCGGAUGAGAUCCAACUGUCGGUUGUUGGCAUGGCUCUCGGGCUUGGCGAGCCUACUAAAAUGAACAAGUACAAAAGAAAAAUCUUGGCACACUCCAUAAGCAGAGACCAGGUUCAAAAAUCAGAUGACAACGACCUCAUAUUCAGCCUCGACGAAGAUAACGUUGUACCUGAAAAUUCGGCGAUUAAUUCGGUGAGCAAUUUCGUAAUGCCAAACGUUUCUGCGUUGCAUUCGACCACACCUACCGGAAGUUUCGUACAGCGUACUCGUCCUCGAUCACCCUUAAGAGCGAGAGUACACACCUUGCAUAAACACAGACAUGUACCUCUGAAGGAGAGAUACGGCGUAGACAUAACACCGCUGUCUUAUAUGCCGGGUGGAAAGAUCGAGAGGUAUCUUGGAAAUUUGAACUUUUUCUUCAUCAGAGAAAGUACGGCUAUACGAGAGGGCGGCGGGCUUAGCGGAUUUGUUCAUAGCUUUGUCACGGAAGUUCUUGCGAUCGUUCGAGCUCAUGUGACCGCACUAGGAGGAAACGCCAUGGUCGCCUAUUUUAUGACCGAAUGCGUUCUCGCGCACAGCCCCCAUAAAAAUCAGGGUCAGUGCUUGAUAAACGUUGGCGGUGAUGUAGUUUUCGUUUCUUACUUCGCGGAAGAUAAACAUCAGGGUACCUCAGUGGUCUGACAUCAACUUCCAUCUUCGGCGCCGCCCUAGCCGAACGAGAAUCGUGGUCCGUUCUCAAUCCUCACAACGGUCUUUGACUUUCCAGAUAUAUCGGAAUCUACAGCUGAGGAUUCGUGAAAAAAAAAAACAAAGAAAAAAAAAAAAUAGGGGUCGAAGUGGCGACUCUAAUAUCUUACCUACCCACCCUUAUCCCUUCUUUCUUCCUCUUAAUCCGAAUUUCACUACAUUCUCUUUUAUUUUCCUCUACUUUGCUUUCGUCUGUUUUCCACCCCGAAGCUGCAUAACUGAAGCGAGUGAAGGUAUAGUUACAAGGAUUUUUAUCUAGCUCAACGGGUAAGGCAAUCACGAUAAUAUCACAGUUGUGCGACAGCACGUUGAUAUUUAAUAUAAGUUUGAAUGUAUAGCAAGGAUUAUUCAUAUUAUGUCCGCGCUCUGGGAAUUACUUGAAGAGUAUGCAAUAACGAAAUAAGAGAGGAUCGGCUUUCAGGGAUUUGGGGGAGGUUUUCUAGUCCAGCAAUAAAAAAGAAAAAGGAGGGGAAUUAAAAUUUAAGAAAAAAAUUAAGAAAAAUGGUGCUGUUUCCAAAUAAUAAACCGACGUUUGAUAGUGUACCCGAUCAUUAAUACCUAUUACGCGUAGUUUUUCAUGUGAAUUAUACAUGUACAUCGUAUGAAUUCUAUUUUUAGAAAAUUUCUAACUUAGAAAUAAUCAACCAGUGGGGAUUUCCCGAACGCUCAUCUUACACCUACUUAUAAUUUUGAUUAAAUUUUAAUCUCGAUUUUUUUUUUUGUUUUUUUGUCGUGAUCUUCGGAAUCAAAAAUCGUUGAAUUCGUUGAUCGUAUUAUAAUUGCGACAAUCGUGCCAAAAUCUGCCGUCAUUUUUAGAGCCUGGAAACAGAGAGCGAAAUUCUGAGGCUAUUUCCAAUUUAUUUUUUUGACAAAGCUAGUAUUAAACCAAAUCAUAGAUUCGCAAUAAGAUUUGCUCGGUGUACUUUGCUCUCUCUUUCUCUCUUCUUUGAUAAAAAAAAAAAAAAUAUCACGCUCUCUUUGAUUAAAGUAAGCAGCCAUCGUUUCAUGUAUUAUUGAGUCAGGAAAAAAUCAACAGCGACAACAGCAGUUUUUUUUCUUUAUCGAUUCUGUCUCAUCAUUUUUUUCAUCUGUUAAUUUUCUUGAAUAUAUCAGACAUCACGCAGACGUCUCGAAGUCCAUUACAAUAAUAGGCUCAACAAAUAGUUCAUUGCUAGAUUCUCCAUAAAACUUUCUCAAUUAUCUGCAAGUUUAGUUGCUCCAAAUUAGAUCGCUACGUCGUCAUAGCCUGCGAAAUAAUGAAUUUGGAAUGGUGCUAUAUAAUUAUAAUGACUACACGACACCCGAAAAAUGGGCAUUUAAAACUGUAAGCUAAUCUAUUAACAAUUACGAACGACGAGCUCAAAGGAAAUACAAUAACGGAUAAAAUAUAAAGAGAAAGAACGGAAAAAUAAGUGAAAUAAUAAUGUGAGAAAAGCAGAAGAAAAAAAAAAAGAAUUAAAUCACUCAGGUAUUGUGACUGUUAAUUAAUUGUGCGUGUGGGUUUGCAGAUGAUUAAUUAGAACAUAUUAAUGGAUCGGUUUCAAUAAUAUAACCCCGAUAACGGGGAAUAUUAUUAACGUAAUUGCAUGAAUAUUAGAUCCUAGAUAAGUUUACCGAAUAUAACAUACAAUAAUUAUAAGUUAAAUGAUCGAUUGUAAUAUACACAUUAUGAUGUUCACAUGUAAAAAUAUACCAUCUGUUCUAUAGUAUAAGAAUAAUACAUACCCCAUCAGGAUUACGCCAAUA